AUGGCAGUCAAGAAGGACUCGCCCAAACGCCGAAAAUCUAUUGCAGUCACCAAUCUCAACCAGCGGUCUAUCGUCCCAAAAGGAAGGCGUCGAGCUCACAGUAUCGUUCCUGGAGCUAGCCUUAGCCCCCUGGCGAAAGCUCGCCGGUCACUGGUUCCUCGAAAGAGUAUCCUCAAAGCGCCCAUCAACCUCCUCAACACGGAAGAUAGUCAAUGGGAUUCUCAAUUCUCUCAGAACUCAGCGCAAUCGCAGAACUCCAUUCUUGACGAUAUCAAUGUUACGCAGUCGAUGGAUAUGACGCAAGACUAUUAUGCAAGAGUUCAUGACAAUACUUCACGGAAAUCACUUGGUCGACGCGUCAGCUUUGCCGAACAUGCCCAUGUCCGCCUUUUCGAGAAACCAGAUAAGAACCAUACCAACAGCACUAGCUCUCCCCAAUCAUCUCCCGUUGUUAGCCCUUCUAGCCACCAGAAUGUCGUCACGGACGAGAACGCUUAUGAUCGGCCCACUCCCGUUGCGGGUCAGCACCAUAGUUCUGUUCGCCACACCGUUAUGAAUAGGAAAGCCGAAGAUAUGGACCUUACUUCGGUUGCCCCAUUGACAUUUCCUAUAUCGUCUGGAACAGCAGGUUCGGCGAUCCUAGAUGAGGAGUUCGACUACGACGAUGUAGAUAAUGACAUGGAGGUGACGGAAGUGAUCAGGGCAGAGCUUCUACGCAAACGCUCCCUUUCGCUCGGAGGCCGGCAACCUCUAUCACAAGUCGGAUCUUCCAUUCUAUCUGCAGACGAAUCGUCUGAUGAUCUCGAAGAAACUCAAUCAUCAAUUGGCAACGACUCAACGACUUCAGAUGCGCUCUCGGAACGUUCUCAGGCUAUGGAAUUUACUAUUCCAUUGAACCAAUCCCUUCGCCCCCCUGCUCACGAAGACGAAGCUUGGCUAGCCUUGAGACGUGCAACGCAUUCAGGCAACACACCUAUCGAGCCCGUGCCGACAUCCGACGAUGAUCAAGACUACCCCCCUAAUAAUGGUAUGGAUUUGGGAGAUGCGGUACAGCGGUUGAUGCGAGCUCGGGAUUCACUAUCCCUCCCAUCCCAUAAUGAAGAGAAUACCCCCGAUAAUAUGGUACAGCAUCUACCACAUGACGAAACCUUUUCGAGCAUCGAUGAAAGUUUUGAAGCCGAUGCCGAUGACGGCGAUAGGACCAUGAACAUAAGCAAGGUCCUUGGCCGUGCUAGCCUCAACGAUGUGGCUAACGCGCGUAUGAGCAUGGGUUAUCAAGAUUCCACAAUGGACGAGUCUGAAAUCUACGCCACUCUUGCCCCAAAAGGAAGCUCAAUACCACGCUCAUCAUUGCUCCAGCAGAAUUUGGGUGGGCCUUCUGGGCAACAGCUACUCAAGCCAUCCGUCUUCCACCCUCCCCCGGAGGGUGUGGAUACCCAACCUUCAUCCGGUGCAGGGCAAACCAAGCAAGCCACAGCUCCUAUACCAUUCUCCUUUACCCCGAAGGCAUCGGCCUUCCCAUCUAAACCGAAACCCUCUACUUCUAAGCUUGACUCCCCAGCAAAAAGGAAAAUUAAGCCCGUUUUCUCUGCCGCAUUUGCGCCACCUGUUACACGUCCAUCUCCGAAGAAAAUUGCGACUUUCUCAGAUGCUCGUCAACUAAAUAAGCGCCCACGCGACGAAGACGUGGAGAAUAAUCCUAGUCCUGCGAAAUCUCAAGCACUUAAACCGCUUUCUCCGAGCAAGAAAGCUCUCUUUCAAGCUCCCACAGUCACUCCGUCUGCGUCACAAACUGCACCAGCCGUAAGGAGACCUUCAGGAUAUUAUGCACGGCGUAAAAGUCUGGCUCCUGUGCCUUCAAUCAUCCCAAAUAAGGGGAUUGAAGAUGUCUUGGCGACUGUAAAAUCACCAAAGAAAAAGUUAGGUUCUGGUAUUGGGCGCGCUAGCGUCGGCUCCACCCCUGUUGUUGCCUGGGAUCGGGCAAGCGUAAGUCAGAAGGGCAAAGAGACGUCAAAAACUGGAGAGGUGGACAAGUUAGUAGUUCUGCCAAGCACUUGUGAAGCCACUCAACAGCUGGCUGUUUCUAGUCCAACGGGGGAUUUGCUUACUCCGACCUCUCCUCGGGUUAAUUCAGCUGCCCUCGUGGUGCAGCCUUCCACAACGACGAGUGUUGUUGAUUUUUCCACGAUAGUCACCUCAGGCUUUGGGGAAGACGAAGAAGCAGACAUGGAUGUCGACGCAACGGAGCAAUGGAGAGAAGGUGUCGAACAAGGCGAAUAUUUUGAAGAUGACCUUCCCGUCAUUUCCAUUAGCCAGUUCUUUUCUAUGACCGGGAUUAAGUUCAUGGAUGAAUUAACAGCUCCCAGACGGUCAACGCACCCUUCCCAACAACCUACCCGUCAAGCGCGAAAUUCCUCUGAUAUUCCACUAUCAGAAUACGUCACCGCAAUGGCCAUUGACAUUCCACAACUCGUUUUAUAUUCCCGUGUCUCCAAGGACCUCGAAGCCUGGAUGGAGAAGAGCAAAAUAGUAUUUGCACAGGCGGAAGAUGAAGCUUCCAAGGUUACACCCGAGCUUUUUGUCGAGUUCUCGCGGGCAGAUGAAGACGGUCAGGCAGAACUACUCCACCAACUCAAUCUGAUACGGACGAACACGCGGGGUUUGGCCAAGUCAGAUUGGUAUGAUUGGAAGCUGCAAUGGGUCGAGGGUCUACGUCUUACUGGCGAGAAGGCUUUCAAGGCGCUUGAAUCGGAUGCGAGAGCUUUGGAGGGGCUGAAUGCUUUAGCAGAUGAUCUUGUCCCCGUUCUGGAGAAGGAAUAUGAGGCAAUCAUGAAAGAACUGGAGAAAGAACAAGCAGAAGUAGCUGAAAUCGAGGCGUGCGAUCAAGACUACCUCAACGAGCUGAAGGCGGAGAUUGCUGAACAAAACAUUGAAGUAGAAGCACUGAAGGCAGAAGUGAUAGAAGGCAACGGGCAGCAUGUUUGGCUGCAACAGCGUCUGAAAGAAGCAGAGGUUGAUAAGCAGGAGACCUUAGCUGCCAUCGCUACAACCGAACGCCUUCUGCACAUCCAAAAAAAUUCUACUCGAUCCGAGGUAUUCCGCCUGAAAGAUGAACUAGAGGCACUGGAAAAUCUCCACAUGUUCCGAGUUACCACAGUCAAAGCCAACAUGUUUGAAUACGUACACGCCUCGACAUUCCGCGUUUCUAUCCCUUGUAGAAACUUCCAACCACAGGUCAGCAAAAUCGAUAUCACGCGCUUCGACAAGGCCUCGAACCGGUACAAGGACGAUUUUCCGCAAUUAAGUGCUUUCCUUUUGAGCAGCGCGAAACAGCUUGUCGUUGAAAGUGACGAUAAUACUAUUGUUCAUCGACUGGGAGACUACUGGUCAUCUUGCGCGCAGCUUCGAUCACAGCUCCGAUUCCUUGGUAUCAAGUACCCCAUCGAGAUUGAGGUCUCUCAACCAUCCCAGGUCUUCAAGGCAAAGACGAUGGUGAUGUUCCCCUCAAUAAUGGGAAAGGCAUUCAUCUCCUUCAUAUUCUCUCUCGAAACUUUCAGUCGUUGGCCAAUGUCAAUUAGAUCCCUUGAUUGCGAGGUGGAGGUCGCAUAUGGGCCUAUUGAUCGUUCAGCAAUUUUGACAGCCGUUAUGGAGCGUUUGAGUGAAGCAACUCCAUCCGAUAAUUAUGCGUGUUUAUUGGAUGCCUGUAUCGAAGCCCAGGAGACCCGUCACUAA
This is a messenger RNA of Laccaria bicolor S238N-H82, 3732 nucleotides long. RefSeq lists its product as uncharacterized. Gene Ontology annotation, biological process: mitotic spindle assembly checkpoint signaling; mitotic sister chromatid biorientation; protein localization to kinetochore. The transcript has 9 exons. Bases 1 to 3732 code for a protein of 1243 amino acids. NCBI's taxonomy places the organism in Eukaryota, Fungi, Basidiomycota, Agaricomycetes, Agaricales, Hydnangiaceae. The record is from RefSeq and is a predicted model, not a curated record.